Molecule: messenger RNA, 1150 nt
Organism: Yamadazyma tenuis ATCC 10573
Lineage: Eukaryota; Fungi; Ascomycota; Pichiomycetes; Serinales; Debaryomycetaceae
Source: RefSeq, a predicted model, not a curated record
AAUUUUGUUAAACUUUUACAUAGUUUUUUUACACGGCCCAUAGCUCCAUGUCCUUAUCAUUGAAACCUAAGUCAAAUAGACUCAAGAACGUCACCAUAACCUCCGCUGUGAUAGUGGGUGCUUCCUUAGUCAUUCUCAAUACUUUCCCUCACUUGAAGCAGUCCUUGUAUGACUAUUUCACCCAAUCAAAGGAUGGAAGUGAUGAAGAAGACGUGAAUGCCCCAAUUGAACUCUCUAGCGAAGAAUUGGCCGAGGGAGAUAAAGUAUCAUCUAAGGAUAUAGCAGAAGAGAGUAUAGUGGACGUGAAUGAGUGGUCCAAUGAUGAUUUGAAGAGCUGGUUAAAGAAGAAAGAAGUCAACACUCCCCAAGAUGCUAGUCAUUCUAACCUUGUUUCCCUUGUUAAGUCAAUCCAAGAAGAUUUUGACUAACCAGUUUAUACUUGAUUUUACGGUUCUUCAGUGUUUAGUAAAGCUUUUCUUCAUCGUACAGAACUUCAUCCUAAGGCGAUAAAACUGAUGCCACAGGGAUGAUGUAUAUGGAUGAAAAUUAAUGCACUGUAUUAUAUCUAUAUAAAUUGAAUAAUUACUUUCUAAUUGUAAUACUUCUUCAAACCCUUCUCAAAGAUGUCUCUAGUCAAUCCCAAAUCUGUAUCUCUAAUAUAUACGAAAUUGCAUCCAAUAGAAUUUACAUCUUUGUUUCUGUAUUCAUCAUCAAAUAAAAUGAAUUCUCCAUUCCUUAACUCUUGUUCCAUUCCCAAUUCCCUUGCCGCUUCCAUAAUAUGUUUAGUUUUAGAUCCAGUACCCCACUGGCUUGAAUCAAAAAACUUAUACAUUGGUGUACCAUCUAUGUUGAUGUGAUUGAUUAACUGCUUUGCAAUAUGUACGGUAGGAGUUCUACUAGCACUUAUGAUUUUCACACCAUUUUCGCUUAGCUCUUUAAUAAUCAGGGGGACAUCCGGAUACAAAGCAAGCUUAUAACCAUAACUGUCGAUAAUUUCAUCGGGCCGAUGAUUUUUUAAGGGUAAUUCAAUAUGGACAUCACACCAACAUGGCCAUAAGGUAUAGUCUAAGUCAAAUACUACUGCCUUAGGGUAAUUACGGCUCAUUAUUUAUACUGUUGAGUUGGCAUCUCAUGGGCGUGAGAAAAAAAA